Molecule: messenger RNA, 2286 nt
Organism: Fusarium keratoplasticum
Lineage: Eukaryota; Fungi; Ascomycota; Sordariomycetes; Hypocreales; Nectriaceae
Exons: 7
Coding region: 1-2286 (761 amino acids)
Biological process (GO): DNA-templated transcription; regulation of DNA-templated transcription
Molecular function (GO): zinc ion binding; DNA-binding transcription factor activity, RNA polymerase II-specific; DNA binding
Source: RefSeq, a predicted model, not a curated record
AUGGACAACCAACAACAGAGCCUGCAAAAGCACAGGCAGCGCCGUGAGGCCGAAAGAGAGCGCAAGCGAGCCCUUCGAGCUUGCGAUGGCUGCCGACGCCAAAAGGAGAAGUGUGAUGGCGGCGUCCCGUGCCGAAGAUGCACACGCCUGCAUCGCCAAUGCGAGUUCCUAGGUCCUACCGCGCGAGAUGCUGACGGCGGUGACGGUUCCGCAAGGAACCGGUCUGGCGCAAGCAACGCCGAGCUUCUCCAGCGCAUUGCCCACAUGGAAAAGAUCAUUACACACUAUGCCGGCAACAUCCCCCUCGACCCCGAAUCGAUCAAGGCCAUGGCCGAGGCUGUCGACAACAAGAACCCUGACAUAGCACAAGUCCACCGACAGGCGCCCGUUGUGGGAUCACCGGGCUCCGACUACUUGGGCGUGGAUGAUGAGAACUAUACAGUCCAGCCCCUGGACAACAACACCACUCAUUAUUCGGGCGAGUUCUCCCAUUGGAACUUUUCGAUGCGAAUAAAACAGUGGAUCGAGCAGUGUGUGCCAGACCGCCACGAUGCACCGGGUACUCUCAGUUUCAAGGAGUAUUACCGAGCCGAGGAGCUUCAAUCGUCUACCAACACUCAAACAUCUCUCUCAGCGCUACCGCCUCGAUACGUUGCCGAAUUUCUAGUCCAGGCAUUCUACAAGCAUGCCGAAACCAACUAUUUCUACGUCGAAAGGGCGUGGCUCGCCGAGCAACUUGAUCUAAUUUACCAGAACCCCGGGGCCAUGUCCCGUCGUGAAGUCGGCACGCUCUGCAUGAUUUGGAUCAUCUUUGCCAUCGGCACCCAGUACGCCUACUUGGAUUCUCGCACAGGGAGAGAUGACCACGGAAAGGGGGCCGAUUCGAGCCCAUUCUCAGAGGACACCAUCGGCGUCAUGUUCUAUCAGCAAGCAUGCAAGCUCGUUCCCGACGUCAUCACGGUGGCCUCGCUCGAGAGUGUUCAGGCCAUUCUCCUUAUUGGCAUUUACACUCUGCCCCUGGAUGCCUCAGGGCUGUCGUACAUCUACCUCAACCUCGCGGUCAAACUGGCUAUCCAGAAUGGUAUGCACAGGAAGUGGCCGGCCGAGGGGCUUGACCCCUACGUCCGUGAGACGAGGAAUCGCGUGUGGUGGACGGCCUAUACAACCGAGAAGAGAGUUGGGAUCUAUCACGGACGACCUCUGUCCAUCCAGAGCAAGGAUGUGGAUGCGGAGAUGCCUGCAGAUCGACCCGACAUCAUGCCAUCCAACCCCGCCAAUGUCGCGCACAUGCUCGCGACGCUGCGGCUGAAUCAGGCCCUUGGAAAGAUCGCACACGAGAUAUCAGUGCUUCGAACAUCCCAGAAGCAUGAGAUUAACGAAGGUCUGCAGCGGGUUAUCGACAUGAAGGAGGAGCUUCGGAAGUGGUGGGAUUCACUCCCGGAGACGGCAUUCCGCAAGGAGAUCAACCUGCAGAACCCAAUCUCGCGCGCUGACAUGCAUCUGAAGCUGGAGUACUGUCUUCUACGCAUGUAUGCUGGGAGGCCCUUCAUCUUCCCCCGUGAGGCCAUCCGGGGUAACGCAAGUACCUCGAGUUCGCCGGCCGACUCGAACAACCAACGACCCAACACCCCCCACAAGUCGAACCCCCGUUCCAUCCUGGUUGCAGACUGCGUCGAAGCUGCGUUGACCAUCGUGGAGACGUGUCACUUGCUGCAGACCACCAUCGGCCUUGCACGUGCAUCGUACACCGAGUUCAGCUCUUGUCGGGCUGCCCUGCUCGUCAUCAUCACCCAAUGCCUGCAGAAGAAGACCGACAGGCUGCGCGAUGGUCUCCGCACCGGUAUGGCCAUGAUCAAGGAGAUGUCGGCCGGCGGCGAGUCGGCCCGCUCUGAGGCGUCCUUGAUUGAAGUCUUUGAGCGAGCCAUCUCGCGACUGGACGCUACUGCUGAUCCCUCGGGUAGGGAGACAGACUACUCGAGGUUCAAGAAGUGGGAGCUCCUGUGGAAGAACGACGUGCCCGCCCAAGAGAUUAGGCACGAAUCUUCACCCGAGGCCUCCAUGCCGCUGCCUCCCAACCCCAAUGCAUUCUGGAGGGGAACAGGCAGCACAACUCGCCCAGGCAUGCCGGCCAUGCACGCAGCCAGCCCCUUUAUGGGGAUGGACGCGACCUUCCCAUCUGUGCCGCAGGUCAUGGAUGAGUUCUCCACCCUGUUUGGAUACGGCUUUGGUCCUAGCCCUGAAAGCAUGGCUGGCACCGCCAACGGGGGCAUGUGGAUGGGACCUUGA